AUGGCUCUUUCCUUCGAUGGAUUCAAGGGAGUAUACAAGGUACUUCAUGUGUUCAUGGGCCCACCUCUUCAAUGCCAUAUUCUUGUCUUGAGAAGAAACAUUCUCUCCCGAAUAUCAUCAAAUUGGAAAAAGAUUGAGGUUCCUUCUUACAUGGAUGAAUGGAUCCCUACUUAUAUGUACCAAAGGCGUCCUUAUUGGGGUGACCCUGUUUCGGUUCAAGCGAGGUAUUUCCAUUGGAGGAUCUGGGAUUUUCAUGGUGAUAGGUGGUAUCUGGUUUCCAUGGAUAUGGUGAAAGAGAAAAUGGUACGAAUGAGUCUUCCUAUACCUGAAUCUAGUAAUGUCAACUACACUGUGUUUGAGAUGGGUGGUUUUCUCACUCUUAUUCAUCAAUUUUCCUCUAAAAAAACUGACGUGUGGAUGUUUAACGAUUUUCAAACUGACAUGUGGAUUCUUAAAGAUUUUGAGAUGAUGAAGUGGGAGAAGCUGCGUAUAAGUAUCCCGGAUUAUUGCUUGACAUUCAAAUUGGAUCUAACGAUCGUCGUGUGCCUCAUUCAUCAUCGCCAAGUUUUAUAUAGUCAGGAUUUCAACAAUGCAUCAGUUCAGCAAAUUCUCACAGGUCAAAGAUGUUAA
Messenger RNA from Lactuca virosa, 630 nucleotides. Lineage: Eukaryota; Viridiplantae; Streptophyta; Magnoliopsida; Asterales; Asteraceae. The record is from the annotation of a GenBank genome assembly.